Molecule: messenger RNA, 1088 nt
Organism: Perca fluviatilis (European perch)
Lineage: Eukaryota; Metazoa; Chordata; Actinopteri; Perciformes; Percidae
Product: gastrula zinc finger protein XlCGF71.1-like
Exons: 1
Coding region: 37-750 (237 amino acids)
Biological process (GO): central nervous system development; regulation of transcription by RNA polymerase II
Cellular component (GO): nucleus
Molecular function (GO): DNA-binding transcription factor activity, RNA polymerase II-specific; RNA polymerase II cis-regulatory region sequence-specific DNA binding
Source: RefSeq, a predicted model, not a curated record
CAGUCCUCACAGCUUCAUCAGAGACCAACUCAACACAUGGAAACAGAAGCUGAUGGAGAGGACUGUGGAGGACCAGAACCAGCCAGGAACUCUCAUCGACAUCCACUUUCACAACCAGAGAAUGAAGACCAGAAUGGAGGCUCUUCUGAUCCUGAGACUGAUGACAGUACUGAUUGGAAGGAGACCAGAGAACCUCAGUCAGCCUUAAACUCUCUGAAACAUGAUUCAAGAUGUAAGAAAACAUUCAGCUGCUCUGAGUGUGGGAACAGAUUUAGCUUCAAGUCAGAUCUGAAGACACAUAUGAGAAUCCACACAGGAGAGAAGCCUUUUAGCUGCUCAGUUUGUAAUAAAUCUUUUACACGGAGAGGAAGUUUACGGUCACACAUGAGAAUCCACACAGGAGAAAAAUCUUUUAGCUGCUCUGAGUGUGGUAGAGCUUUCACUGAACGUGGAAACCUGAAGAACCACAUGAUGACUCAUUCUGGAGAAAAACCUUUCAGCUGCUCAGUCUGUAAGAAAUCUUUUACACAGAGAGGAAGUUUACAGAAACACAUUAGAAUCCACACAGGAGAAAAACCUUUUAGCUGCUCAGUUUGUAAUACAUCGUUUACACAGAGUGGAGAUUUACUGAAACACAUGAGAGUCCACACAGGAGAGAAACCUUUCAGCUGCUCUGUUUGUAAGAAAUCUUUUACACAGAGAGGAAAUUUACGGUUACACAUGGCCGUAGUCCAUGCAGUACUCAUUUGAAGUAAACCAUCUGUUGACUCUCCUCUCCUUGUCCCCGUGGGCGCUGGGUGAAUUUUCGAAAACCUGCGGCCUCUGUGUCAGGUUCCCAGGGCAGUCUAUGCUGCAGACCUGCCGGCUCCUGCCAGGUUCGGCCUGGUUAACGCUAUAUCCCUAGCGAAGAAAACUUUUAUUCUGAAUGAUUUCUUCAUUUCCCGUGGAUUGGAUUUCUUUUUUAUGACAGAGACCUGGAUGACUGUUGGGGAAUCCAGUGCUUUCUCUGAAUUAUUGCCGCAUGAUUGUUAUUUUAACUCCCCAUGGAUAUCGGGUCGAGUAGGAGGAAGAGGCGACUGUCUACAAGA